Messenger RNA from Botrytis sinoallii, 540 nucleotides. RefSeq lists its product as uncharacterized. Bases 1 to 540 code for a protein of 179 amino acids. The transcript has a single exon. NCBI's taxonomy places the organism in Eukaryota, Fungi, Ascomycota, Leotiomycetes, Helotiales, Sclerotiniaceae. The record is from RefSeq and is a predicted model, not a curated record.
AUGGCAAACUCCAAAGUCCCCAAUCUCAAUUUCGGAAGUCCAAUAAUCUUCUUCGAUUCCAAUCCCGAGAUGCAACAAACCUACAUCGGAUCGUGUUUUACCUCCUUGAAAGAAACCCUCAAGACCUCCUGGACGGGCGAGGUGCGCAAGUUCCACAACCCAGGAACCUUGCGAAUUAUCUUCUGGACGCCGGAAGGAAAAGAAUGCAUCAAAGACUACGAUUUGCACGAAUACAAACUUGUGCGGGAGGCGUGGGAAUCGUUGUUCAAGUUGCCGGAUGUGAAGCGCGCGAUUGUGAUGGGGUAUAGUGGACAGAAUCCGUAUGUGAAGGAUUUUGGAGAGAAGAAUCCGUGGGAGGAUAAGAUUGAGAGGGAGAAGACGAGACAGAGGAGGAGUGAACAGUUACAGGGGGAGAGUAAGGAGGGGAGGACGGGUAAGGAGAUUGACAUUAAGAAUGUUAUUGAUAAGACGGAGGAAGCGGAGGUGAAGAAGAUUGCGGAGCAGAUUGGAAAGGUACCGAUGAAACAUGAGGAGGUAUAG